AUGGUGCCCCCUUCGCCGUCGCUGUCUCCUCUGUGCCUGCUGCCGGCCGGCCCCGGUCCGCCCCGCUACGUGUGCUACUGCGAGGGGGAGGAGACUGGGUCCAGCAGCUUCAGCCUUUAUGUGACAGAUGCCGUGGAGCUCUGGGGCACCUGCUUCCCGCCCGACCAGCUGCCCGCGCUCAGGGCUCGCUUCGGGCUGGGGGAAACGGAGGACAUCAGCGUGCGGUUCAGGGCAGCCUGUGAGCAGCAAAGUGUGACCUUCGCUCUCCAGGAGGAUAUCAUAUCCCUGACAUUUUCUGUGGGCUCCUCUACCCUGACCUUUGACCUCUUAAAGUUGCCAGGCCCAGAUGCCGGGCCCCGUUUGCAGGCACUGAUGCUAGGCCUUGCCAAGCGAGUGUGUUGGUUGGAGGAGCAACUUCCUUCUCCAGCUGCGGGGGAGAUGAGUGCCAGCCCCAGGAAGAAGCCCUGGCAAGUGAGGCCCCAGCUCUUUCUACCAGAUCAAGAUCCUCAGAGGGGCGGCCCUGGGCCUGGGGUCAGAAGACGCUGCCCUGGGGAGUCCCUGGUCAACCCUGGCUUCAAGAGUAAGAAGCCUGCCAGUGGUGUGGACUUUGAGGACACCUGA
Molecule: messenger RNA, 621 nt
Organism: Elephantulus edwardii (Cape elephant shrew)
Lineage: Eukaryota; Metazoa; Chordata; Mammalia; Macroscelidea; Macroscelididae
Gene: PAXX
Product: chromosome unknown open reading frame, human C9orf142
Exons: 7
Coding region: 1-621 (206 amino acids)
Biological process (GO): double-strand break repair via nonhomologous end joining
Cellular component (GO): nucleus; nonhomologous end joining complex; site of double-strand break
Molecular function (GO): molecular adaptor activity
Source: RefSeq, a predicted model, not a curated record